Messenger RNA from Helianthus annuus (common sunflower), 1703 nucleotides. Its product is annotated as cytochrome P450 94A1. Lineage: Eukaryota; Viridiplantae; Streptophyta; Magnoliopsida; Asterales; Asteraceae. The coding region runs from base 25 to 1581 and encodes 518 amino acids. The record is from RefSeq and is a predicted model, not a curated record. The transcript has 3 exons. Gene Ontology annotation, molecular function: heme binding; monooxygenase activity; oxidoreductase activity, acting on paired donors, with incorporation or reduction of molecular oxygen.
UUAUCCACAAAACCGUUGACAAAAAUGUUCGACAUAAUCACCACCAACCUCCUCUAUCUCCUCAUCCUCUCUCUACCAAUCCUCCUUCUCUCCACCAUCUUCCACCACCUCCCCCGUCACCGUACCACCACACCAUGUCCCCAAUCCUACCCACUCAUCGGCAACCUCAUCGGCUUCCUCCGCAACCGCCACCGCUUCCACGACUGGGUCACCGACAUGCUCUCCACCACCCCAUCUCUCACCCUCCAAGUCAACGGCUUCCUCCACCUCUCCCACGGCAUCUGCACCGCCAACCCCACCAACCUCCACCACCUCCUCCGCCACAACUUCCUUAACUACAUCAAAGGCCACCGUUACACCACCGUCUUGCAUGAACUCCUCGGCAACGGCAUAUUCAACUCCGACGGUGACAUGUGGUCCUCUCAAAGAAAGGUUGCAAGUCAUGAGUUCAAAACUAAAGCUUUAAGAGUGUUUAUAUCGGAUACGGUUCGAUUGCAGAUAUCAAACUCUUUGGUUCCUUAUCUUUUGUCGGUUGGAAAUUGUACAGUUGACUUGCAGCUUGUGUUGAAGAAGUUUGGUUUUGAUAACAUAUGUAACGUUGCCUUUGGGGUUGACCCGUGUUUGUUGACUUCAGGUGUUAAGGAUCCUAAGUGUUUGUUGUUUGUUCAAGCGUUUGAUGUUGCUGUGGAACAUACUUCCUAUCGGUUCAUGUCUCCGUUGCCGGUGGUUUGGAAGUUAAAGAGGUUUUUCAACAUCGGGAGCGAGAGGAAGUACAAAGAAGCAAUCGAAACAGUGAAUGAAUUCGCUAUGGAAGUAAUCAAAUCAAAAGAAACACAAAUUGGUGACAAAACUAACGAAGAUUUGUUAUCGAGAUUCAUGGCUUCAAGUUGGGAUAUGGGGUUUGAAGAUGAAGAAAGGAGGAAGUUCUUGAGAGACAUUAUCAUCAGCUUCAUACUUGCUGGUAAAGAUUCAACUUCAACUGCACUCACAUGGUUCUUUUGGCUAUUAGACGGACACCCGCAUUGUAAACACAUGAUCCACAAAGAAAUAUCUAUGUUAAUGACCUCAACCCACCAUAUUCAUGUUGGUUACAGAUUCGACGACUUGAAAAAUUUGUAUUACCUACAUGCGGCUCUAUCAGAGUCUAUGCGACUGUUUCCACCAGUGCCAAUAAACUCUAGACUGACGGUGGAUGAUGAUAUACUACCCGAUGGUACAUUCGUAGGAAAAGGGUGGUUUGCUGAUUAUUCGGCUUAUGCAAUGGGGAGAAUGGAGAGAUUGUGGGGGUCCGAUUGUAGGGAAUUUAAACCCGAAAGAUGGUUGGAUGAUGAUGGGAUGUACCAACAGUUAGAUCAGUAUAAGUAUCCGGUUUUUCAUGGGGGGUUUAGAAUGUGUUUAGGGAAAGAGAUGGCUUACUUACAGAUGAAGUCUGUGGUUGUGGCUGUCAUGCAUGAGUUUGAGAUUGAGGUGGUUGGCGGUGGUGGGACGCCAGAGAAGAUGGUGGAGCCGCCGUAUAGUCUGUCUCUUCUUUUGAAUAUGAAAAACGGGUUACAUGUUCGACUAAAGAAGAGGCAACAAUGAGUACCUGGAAUGCUGCAAGAGAAAAGGAUGAGUGGUGAUAUUAGUUCCAAUGACUUUGUUUUUGAGUGUUUUAGUGUGGACUUGGAACAAUAUAAAAUCAGACAUAAAUUUUUGAAGUUUUA